CUUUUUUGUUCCCUACUGUAAUAUUUAACCUGUGCGAUUUCAGUUCUUUGUUUUUUAGCCGGCGCUGGAUUGUUUUUAUCAAUUUUACAUAAAAUUAAUGCAUGAUGACCAGUAGAGGUCGGAACUACCAGAGCAGUGAGUGGGACUCCACACGGGAUGACUACACCAGCUCCGCCUACGAUAAUGCUGAUGAUAACGUUGGCGGUGACGCAAACCUUGAUCACUGUCGGCUCUACAUCAAGAACAUACCCAAAGGUCUGAAUGAGGAAGGUCUUAGAGCGGCUUUCGCCAAGUUCGGGACUCUUGUCGAAGUGUUCCUCAGUAAGGACCCGAAUAAGAACUAUGGACUUGUCAGAUAUGAGACAGCUGGAGAAGCAAAGUUGGCGAUGAUGAAGAUGAACAGGACGGAGCCGUUGAAAUUGUUCAUCAAUAUCGCUUAUAAGUCAAACGCUAAAGUCAGGUCGAACAAGUCGUAUCCCGAUAGAGGAGAAAGGAACGUUAGCGGGAGAGAUAGAAAUGAUAGGAACAGCGUGAACAGGGAUCGCGAUGAGAGCGCUAGUAUCGUCAGCCAUGGGAAGAACUCACGAAUGGCGGACGAUGUUCCCAAUGGUGACAACAAUUUGGAUGAUUUGUUGCUGGAAGAUGAUUAUGGAUUCUCGGACAUAUUGGACCCGAAUCUUCAUCUGGAACUGGAAAGCCUCAAGUUGGAACAGUUGAAGGUACGGGAAGAACAAUUGCAGGUCAAGCAACGCGUUAUAUUGUUGAAACAGGCCGAGAGAAGACCUAUGUCGCAAAUGAACAACAGGUGCAUUCUUCCCGAUGGAAAGAUCGUGGUUCGAAAUGUAGCCGACAGGGAUUCUCGAGACGCCGACGUCAGCUUCAGCGCGGGCGCUGGUGAUUCGUUCAAAAUGCCCGCACUACAACGCAUCGGAUUGCGGCAGUGCGUCGUUUGCGGGGCCGGCGCUGACUCCUAUUGUUCCGGCUGCGGCAUCACCCCGUACUGCUCGGAGAGAUGCCAGCGACGCGAUUGGUCCGAUCGCCAUAAUUCUGUCUGCCAUAAUCUUGCCAGAAUGAAGAACGAACGAGCCAUGCGCAACGUAGCUGAGAGCGAGGACCCUAUCGUACAACCUGCUCAACCGUUGCGCCGUCCACACUUGAACAAUUCCAAUGUCAGACGAGAUCUGGAUAGUGACAGCGCUUCUGGGUAUACUCCUAAGGCGCAGCCCAAGCUUUCUGCUGGUACCAGUAACAAUGAUUUCGGCAAAAGGAACGGUGAAAGAAAACCGGCACAGAAAUUCAAUCAGGCACGAGAUGGCAAUGCUGGUACGUCCAGAACUCCCAAUACUCGUUUCCCUAAUGCCAGAUCACAGCCAGCCGUCGAUGAACCGGAGAAACCUGCUCCUCAAGCGGAAAGACCAGCCCCUGUCGUCAGAGAAUCCGAUCAGCAACAAGCUACUUCCCCUUUAACUCCUGUGAGGAAGACGACUGGACCGAAAACCACGCCAGAACCCUCCGCUGUUAAGCCCGAUGUAGCGACCGCCGAACAAAUACCGACAAAGAAACCAAAUCAAAUGUUAAAACCUGCUAGUGUGAGUGACGUCACGCCAACCAAGAAACUUGUGCCUAAGAAAUCACUCCUCGAUUUCCUUAAAGUGGGAGACGGUGUUCUACUGACUGUGGAAACCAAAGCGGCCGACUCUCGUAUCACACGCGGCGAUUUCGUAUGCGUUCUCAUCUCUGAAACUUUCCAAGUUGAAUACACGAAGCUCUGCGAAGACUUCAUCGUGGACUGCGAGAAGGAUGGUCAGGGAGUUACACCAACUCCAGGCGAGACGAUUUCAUACUUCAAUCCAGAAGACGGCGCGUGGUACCGCGGCCGGUGCCUCACUCCGACCAUCCUUGCUUUACUUGAUAGUGGAAAACUCACCACUAUUACACCCGCCGACAAGUUACGGAAACUGCCGAACGCUUACGAAGAUAUUCCCGAGUUCUCUGCCGUGUUGACCGCUAAGGGAGUUCAGAUCGGAGCGAGCGUACUGGCUACGGUCGCAUCUCAAACACCGAAUGGGUUUAAAGUGACUAUGAUGGACGCUGAAUCCAACGAUGAUCUCGGCGAGGGAGAGUUGUUCCGUUGGUUGCCGGCUGUAGAAACUGUUGCUGGCGCAACUCCAGUAGAGAUACCGUCAGUACAACGGCCUCAGCUCACGAACAACACGAACGUCUUCCUGGUGCAUGUGACGAAUCUAGAGAAAGUGUUUGUGAGACCGGCGGACAUCGAAUCGCAACGUGCUUACAACGAAAUCCUUCAACGCGUCUUACUCAGCGGGGAUGGAUGCAAACCGCUAAAGCAGCCGCCUCAAAGAGGACAAGUUGUCAUCGCCCAGUUUACCGACGGCAACUAUUACCGAGCCUUCGUACAGCGUACUAGCGCGAAACAGAAUAAAUACAUGAUCGAAUAUGUUGAAUUUGGAAAUGUGGAGAUCAACAAAUUGGAAACUCUGUUCGAGUGUCCCGAUGACCUCAACUUGGACAACUCGCCGCCUCUUGUAUCCAUGAUCAAGAUAUCCACUGAAGCCCUCCAGCCGGCCGCUACCGAAGCUAUUGAGCAGCUCAAGGAUGAUGUGGAAUUGAUUUUGACUCUCAGCGACAGAAAGCAAUCGGCGCCAAGCGGUAGCCAGGCGACUCUAACCAGAGCCGAUACCAAAGUCAACGUUAACAAUAUGCUGAUAGAACUGUGCACUCCCGACUGGAAGAAGAUCGAGAAGACGGGCGGCGAAGUCAUUGACAAAGUUUACUUGACGAUGGACGACCUGGAACUAUCGAAGCUGCCCCCUAAAGGGUGUACGGUGACUGUACUAGAUACGAGUAUGUUGGAUGGCGGUGUCGUUUGCGGGUACGAUAGCUCAUUGCCCUUCGCUCACAGCGUACACGUGGAACUAGCUGAGAAGAUGGCGGAAUACUGUGAGAGUGAAUUAGGAAAGGAGCCAUACUUGCCCAAGGCUGAAGAGCUAUGCAUCGCUAAAAUGCCUCCAUAUCCGCAAUGGUUCCGCGCUAUAUUCCUCUCUUUAGCCGAGGGCCCGGGCAGUAGUCAAGCAAGCGUUUGCUACGUAGAUUACGGUAACGUUGCCGACGUACCAGUCAAGUUGAUAAGGAAGAUGCUUCCAGAGUUUGUGAAAGGGUACCCCACUCUUGGACUACAUAUUAAUAUUAGGGGUUUCCCUGAACCAACGGACGAGGCUUUGACGAAAGCUCUAGUCCACAUGCAAAUCGACGAAGAGGGCAGAGGGUCACUCAGAGUGACGAACUGCCUCUUCCGCCCUUACGACGGUACGUACGAAGUAGAUGCGCCCGAGUUGCUAGCCGCUAUGUCUUAAGUAGAUUUUUUGAAAAUUAAACUUUGUAAAAAUAUUGUAUACUUAAUGACGUCAGUCAACGUAAAAAUGCUUAUGGGUCAGUUUCCUUUGGCAAUUUUUUGCUUAUAAUCGUUGGAUAGUGGUCAACUUUCCACGAUAUGGCUAAUU
Spodoptera exigua (beet armyworm) is the source of this 3521-nucleotide messenger RNA. The record is from the annotation of a GenBank genome assembly. Lineage: Eukaryota; Metazoa; Arthropoda; Insecta; Lepidoptera; Noctuidae.